AUGUUUCAAAGCCCAAGUGAAAGCAGUGUAUGUCCACCUUCCUUUCGCUCCAAUAGAAGGGUCACUUCACCAGAAACGGGUGCCGAUCAUCAUGGUAUCAGUUUUUCAGAUGCUGCUCUGAGUACAACGAGUUUGGAAGAACAUGGCCCACCUCCUCAAUUACACCGUUGGUCAUUGAAUGUUGAAGCUUCCGAAAAUGGAUCCUUUGUUCACGAUCGUACGUUCAAUGACCAUGCUGCUGAUCAGCACUCGGAAGGAGGAUCUCUCAACAAGGCUCACUCAUUGGCCAGUCACCUGAAAGAAAAAGCCAUGAACGAAGAAACGACAAGUCAUGACAUGAAGAGUACUACUCCUCUUGGUUUAACGAUACCCUCCUUGUUACCAAGUAAAUUAUUAGGAGGAAGAAAGAAGAAGGAAAAGAGAAAAGAAGAAGGAUCUGUAACUUCAUUUGAUAAGGAAGAAUUAAAACAACUUUCUGAGGAAUUUUCAGCCAUCGACAAGAGUGGUAAUAUUGGUCUCAAUGAAUUUGUCAAUUGUUUAGGAAGAUUGAAUGAUUCCGACAAUCAAUCCGAUGCCGAUCUGGUUUUAGGUAAAAUAUUAUUUCGAGCUUUUGAUAAAGACAACAGUGGAACCAUUGAUUAUAGAGAGUUUUUAGCAACCAUGGCAAUCUUGUCACGAGGAAGCGUGGAACAGAAAAUAGAAUUUGCAUUUUCAAUGAUUGAUUUGGACCAUGAUGGAAAAUUAAGUAGAGAAGAAUUGCAAAAAGUGAUCACAGCACUGUAUAAAGUGUUGACCUCUUUGGGAUUGGGAUCAAAAACAAUGCAAGAUCCAAUUGUAUAUGCUAACAAAUUAUUUGAUGAAAUGGAUGAAGAAAAAUGUGGAUAUUUAACAUUGGAAGCUUACAAAAAGGGUGCCUUAAAGAAUUCAAAUCUUCUCAAAGGAUUGGGAGUAUUAGAAAGCUCAGAAUCAGUCAUUGAUCAAGAUGCUUUGACAACGAGAGAAAAUGGAAUGCCAAUGUUAACGGAGAAUGAUCUUAAAAACACUUCAGACAAGCCCAUGAAACAUCAAGGAAAAAUUAUUGGCUUUGGAAGUAGAAAAUGGAAUUUAUGUUUAAAUAUGAUGAUUGGAAUUAGAUUGUCUUCAGAUUGCAUUGGAUCCAUAGAUGAAAGAGAUGUACGAAUGGAAGAUUUUAGUGUGAGAUUAAUGUUCGAUCUUCCCAAAGAAUCGAGUCGAAAUUUAUUAUUAUCAAAUUCUGACACCACUCGACCACAUUCUCCAAGAGGUUCCUCUCUUCCCUAUGAUUCUGAAGAAGUUGCUGCAACCUUUGUAGACUAUGCUCCAUUUGUAUUUAAACAUAUUCGUAAAAUGACAGGAAUAACUGAAGCGAGUUACAUGUUGAGUUUGGGACCUGAACAAUUACUUGGAAAUUUGCUAUUGGGUAGUAUUUCAACCUUAUCUGAACAUUUGAGUGAUGGAAAAUCAGGAUCUUUUUUCUUUUAUUCCAACGAUCGAAAAUUCAUGGUCAAAACCAUUUCCAAAGCUGAAGUUGCAUGUUUGAAGCGAAUUCUUCCCAUGUAUUACAAAUACUUGUCACAAAAUCCAGAUUCACUCAUUGUUCGAAUUUUAGGUCAUCAUGAAAUGAUCAUCAACUCGGAGCGUAUUAAUUUUAUUGUUAUGGGAAAUAUAUUUUCAUCAUCGAGACCAGUGAUUGAGUUGUAUGAUUUGAAAGGAAGUACUCAGGGUCGAAAGAAUCCUGAAGGAUUUUGUAAAAAGGAUUUAGAUUUGCUUGAAAAGAAGAGAACCUUCACGAUUGGAUUAGAAAACAAAUUGAAUUAUAUGAAAAUCAUUGAAAAAGAUACACAAUUUUUGGCAAGUUGUAAUUUAUUGGACUACUCCCUUCUGGUUGGAGUAUGUAAAGCAGCAAGAAGUAAUAAUACCACAUCCUCCAGUAGUGGUGCUGCAACCAUUUCUAAUUUUGUGUCAGUCGAUUCACAGCAAGAAAUUGCAUCUCCAACAACCAUACUUACAUCAACACCCAACACCUCUCGUAAGACCAGUGGAUUUGGAGCAAGGUUAAUGCGAAACAACAAGUGUGUUUGUGCCAUCCCAAGUUCUCAGCUUGCUAAGAACCUCGAAGAAGAAUCAGAAUUGUACUACAUUGGAAUUAUUGACAUUUUAACUGAGUGGACUUUCAAGAAGGAGUCUGAACAUCAUUUAAAGUCAAUCACCUCAAAAUCAGACACCAUUAGCGCUAUCCAUCCCAAGCCAUACUCCGAAAGAUUUUUCAAAUUCAUGUAUCAAGCCUUUGAAUAA
Naegleria lovaniensis is the source of this 2313-nucleotide messenger RNA. RefSeq lists its product as uncharacterized. The coding region runs from base 1 to 2313 and encodes 770 amino acids. Lineage: Eukaryota; Heterolobosea; Eutetramitea; Acrasida; Naegleriidae. Gene Ontology annotation, molecular function: calcium ion binding; phosphatidylinositol kinase activity. The transcript has 7 exons. Gene Ontology annotation, biological process: phosphatidylinositol metabolic process. The record is from RefSeq and is a predicted model, not a curated record.